UCCCAGAGGUAAUUCCCAAAACUCUUCCACUUCUCACAAUUAUAAUUUCUAACUUUGCCUCUUUUCCUGGGCGCAUACUACCUUUUCCCCGCCUGCUGCCCCGACCGGCCAACAACCGGCCGCUACACCGAUAGAGUUGCCAGUGAUGCGUGAGGAGGAGGACCCGACGUUGAGGCCAGUUUCCUCAUCAACCUCCACCCCUUCCCGACCAGCUAUCCCGGUCGGCCAACAGUCGGCCGUUCCAUCGGCAGGACCGCCAGUGAUUCAUUGGGAGGAGGACCCGAUGUUGAGGCAGAUUUCCUCAUCGACUUCUACCCCUUCUCGGUCAUACAUGCUCUCGGGGCCUGUGGCAGCCGACCCGGUGGUCGAACCAACGGUCACCGAACACCAACCGUCGGUGGUCCCUGAUCUGGUUCAACCGACCGCAGAGCCAGCCCCGUCGGUCCUUACAUCAGUCCAAGCAGACCCUCAACCAGUCCAAGCGGACCCUGAGCCAGUCCCGCCGGUCCUUGCACCGGUUCAAGCAGACCCUCAACCAGUCCAAGCGGACCCUGAGCCAGUCCAACAUUUAGAGCUAGUCGACGUCUCCUCUUCGGAGUCGGACGACCCUUCUGUUAAUCAGAACCGCGAAGCCGUGGGUUCGAAGCCAGGCUUCAUAGGUCCACACCCCACGGCCGCCAAAUCGGUUGCUUGGACGAGGAUCCAACCUGGUCCUCCCCCGCUAACUCCUGUUCUGCCGACUCCUUGUCCUCCACUAGGCUACUCGUGAGCUUACUUUCCUCACCAAAGUGCCAUUACUAGAAUCUGCCCGACUAGUAGUAAUGCGCUGCGCCGACCUGUCAUUGGCCGACUUGAGCUCU
This is a messenger RNA of Andrographis paniculata, 860 nucleotides long. RefSeq lists its product as uncharacterized. The coding region runs from base 146 to 769 and encodes 207 amino acids. The record is from RefSeq and is a predicted model, not a curated record. The transcript is spliced from 4 exons. NCBI's taxonomy places the organism in Eukaryota, Viridiplantae, Streptophyta, Magnoliopsida, Lamiales, Acanthaceae.